This is a messenger RNA of Hymenoscyphus albidus, 1833 nucleotides long. NCBI's taxonomy places the organism in Eukaryota, Fungi, Ascomycota, Leotiomycetes, Helotiales, Helotiaceae. The record is from the annotation of a GenBank genome assembly.
CACAGCUUCUCUGCGCCCCAACAUCAACACUCUCGGACUUUGCGACUCCUUGUCUAUUGCAAAAGAAGCACGAUUAAAUAAUGGAUACCACCAUGGAGGAGAUUGUGGCGCCAUCGAAUUCUCCCGGCCAAGUUCAGGUGUAUUUCACGACGAAUUCCGAGGAUAUAGAACUGCCAGAAGAAAAAAGACAAUUGCGCGUGCCUACUGGUAUGUAGGAGAUUAGGAUUGAUGAGCCCGAUUAAUGCGCCUGUGCUAAUAGAAACUCCAGAUGUCCGCCGAUAUGGCCUCUCUCAAAUCCUCAAUUCAGAGUCGAUGCUGGACACUUCCUCUCCCAUUCCCUUCGAUUUUCUGAUCAAUGGUACCUUCCUCCGCACCACGAUCGACGAAUACUUGGUCGCAAACGGUCUAUCCGCAGAGACGACUUUGAACUUGCAAUACGUGCGCAGUUUGAUCCCGCCGCUAUACGAGGCCAGCUUUGAGCAUGACGAUUGGGUUAGUUGUGUAGAUGUACUCUCUGGGAGCUCUGCUGCUGGAACCUGGAAUGGCCAGCAAAUAACUCCUGGGCAAGAACGUAUUCUCUCCGGAUCUUACGAUGGGUUGUUGCGAAUCUGGAAUAAAUCAGGGCAGACGAUUGCGACUUCGACGUCGUCGAGCGCAGGUGGGCAUACUUCUAGCAUCAAAUCCGCCAGGUUCAUAUCUCCCACCCAAAUUGCAUCCGCAGGCCUAGACCGUACAAUCAGAAUAUGGAAAUAUGCGGAAGCACAGGAUGGGUUCUCGGGCGACCUCAAGCCAACUUUGGAAUUUUAUGGUCAUACUGGCGCAAUCGACUCUAUUGAUGUGCAUGGCCCCUCUGAUCGUAUUCUCUCGGCCUCGAUCGAUGGCACCGUUGGUCUCUGGACGACACAGAAGUCUUCUGCACCCGCCGCGUCAUCUUCUCUGCUCACAUCUGGUCCUCUGGCAAAACGGAGGAAGCUUACGACUUCAACUUCUACCCCGCAGCGAGGUCCUCUUUCCCUUAUCUCUUCCCAUACCGCACCCGUCACCGCAGCAAUAUUCAAUCCUAGCGACUCAACUGUAGCCUACUCAGCUUCCCAAGACCACACGAUAAAAACUCUUGAUCUUACAACGCUGGAAGUUGUAGAUACGCGCACGACAUCUCAUCCACUUCUAUCCCUGGCCGCUCUACCGGGUAUAACGUCACAGUUACUAGCUGCAGGGACUAGUGCACGACAUAUCACCCUUCUCGAUCCCCGUAUCUCUGCUUCCUCCACUCAGGUGAUGACUUUACGUGGCCAUACAAACAAAAUUGUCUCGUUGUCGCCAGACCCAGAAAGUAAUUAUGGCUUGAUAUCCGGAAGUCACGACGGCACGUGCAGAGUUUGGGAUCUGAGAAGCUCUAGACAAGGGACGAAAGAUGAGGGCAAUGGGCUUGUCGGAGAAGCUGUGUACGUUGUAGAAAGAGACAGUCAAAAAGGAGGCGCAAAGCGUCCUGUUGGCGGAGAAGGCAUCAAAGUUUUCGGCGUGACUUGGGAUAAAGACGUUGGUAUUGUCAGUGCCGGAGAAGAUAAAAUGGUGCAGGUUAAUAGAGGCAGAGGCGUCACAAGAACGGAAUCUUUAUGAGUAAAGGACUAAUACUAAAACCAUUUGAUACCCGGAUCAUCAGAAUCUCCGCAAAAUCCUUGUACAGUGUACUUACCACUACUCUUUUCUUGCGGCCGUAGGGCUCAAAGGACCAGAAAUCUCGAAGUGAAAUGGAGGCACAUUAGCCUUGUAUAUCUGUUGGAAUAAGCAAUAACGUCAUUCAUUUACUUUGGUAUCAGCAAGGGUUACAAA